AUGAAGUCGGAGGCUCUGCUCGAUUCGGUCGUGUUCCAGCUCACUCCUACCCGGACCAGGUGAGUUCCACACAGAGGUGGAUCGCGUUCGAGAAUUGGGGUGCGAUGCUGCGACGAUGUGGAGGAGGUUGAUUUGAUUCUUCUUGGGCUGAAAUGCGCCGUUUGAUCUGGGGAAAUCUGAAGAUUUACAGUUUUUUUUCCGGCUUUUGCUCAAUGAGAAGGAGCCUUAGUUUGAUGCCACGGUGUGGUCAUUUUCGCCCAAGCAGCCCAGUCUUUUGCUCUAGAUUUAAACGUGACGAUGAUCGGGGACAUGCGUUCUACGCAUCUCGGAUUUGUACGUCUUAUUUGGUCCCGCCUUUAGAUACUUGGCUUGGCCGAUGUUAACGUUUUCCCCAUUGGUCAGGUUUUUAAGGAAUUUCUCGAAUUUCUGAUUCGAAGUUUCGGGCGUUUCUUCAAUUUCCUUCCUCUGGUUGGGAGUUGAAUUAUUUCUCAGAAGAAGAAUGCUGCCGUCAUAUCUUGCAGAAUUAUUUUCCAAAUCAAUUUUCUUCCUCUGCUUGAUGUAGUUCCAAAUCUGCUUGACGUCCAAUGGGUGACAUGCAGUUUUCGUGUUAAAGCUCCUCCUCAGUUUUCACCGACGUUAGAUCUUGCGUCGCUAGUUUUUCCCGGUCGGUUUGACGUUGUUACGCCAUAAUCCGUGCUAAGAUUUGGAAAAGUGGUCUGGUCUGACGAGGACCUUGAUUAUCCCUCCGGGACCCCAUCCUCUCACCCCCCCCUCCCAACAAUCUCGCGAAUGAAGGGCUGAGAUCCCCGAACAGGUUCCCUGACGGGGCCAGCUGUUCCCCGUACAGAAGCUUGCGCUCGACCUGGUUCUCAGGCUUUUUACGUCCGAAUUGAAUGUAUUUUGUGUUGAGUUAGUCAGUCACCGCGUUCCCUGUUCCUCAGGUGUGACUUGGUUAUCAAAGCAAAUGGAAAGACGGAGAAAAUCGCAACGGGGUUAUUGAACCCAUUUCUUGACCACUUGAAAACGGCUAAAGAUCAGAUUGCAAAGGGUGGCUAUUCCAUCAUACUUGAACCCGAGCUGGGAGCUGAUGCUCCAUGGUUCACAAAGGGGACAGUCGAGAGGUCUACAACUAAGCACUUUUGGUGUUGUGCAUCUUGGUUUCUGGGAAAAGGCUGUUAUCGUGACAUUUUUAUCCAAAACAAAACUUGUCAAAUCAGGUUUGUUCGUUUCGUGAGCACACCAGAGGUCCUGGAACGAGUGAAUACAAUUGAAUCGGAAAUUUUUCAGAUUGAGGAAGGCAUUGCUAUGCAAGGCAACGAGAUUUUGCAAUCAAGCUCUGUGAGUACUAGAGACAAUCCUUCCUCUGGUUGUUUGUAGUUCGGCGCAUCAUCUCUCUGUUUCCGUGUGUCCAUCAGGUCGAGGAAGAUCAAUCAAGAUCGGUGGAGCAUUCUGGAGGUACGUGAAGUGACUUAUGUUACUGUCUCUUUCAGAGGCAGGAGUAAUGUGACGUGGACCGUUCCAGUUUGUUCUUCUUAUCUGUCCUUAAUGCCCUUGUGAUCUCCUUCUGUUAUGACCAGAAUAUCUUCGCAGCUAAUGACUUUCCUGUUUGCAGACAAAUAAAGUUUCAUUCUUUUUGGGAGUGUGUAUGUUUUCUGUGUAAUGGGGGGAGAAAUAAAUGAUAAAAAACCAAAUCCAAAUAAUAUCAAGAGAAACGUACCACAAUGUAUCUCCAUUAGUGUUUCUUCCUAUGCGAUUUUAUUUCCUGAAACAUUGGGAACACAUUUGCUAAAUUGUGCCUUAUUAUUAUUUCCUGUUAUAUGUUUGCAAGCUCAUUAAUCUCUUUGAUGUUUUGAUCAGGGAGUAAGUCUGUGAUUAGUGCAGAUGCCGCAAAAGCAAUCGUCCUUUAUAAGGUACCAGCAUGCAGUUUUGAUUUAGAUUCAGUGUAUCUUUUUCACACGGCCCAAUCAGUUUCUGUCUUGAUCUAAUUUUGAUUUUUAAUGGCAGCCAGGAACACCUGCACCUGAGUCAAGCGGGUUGGCAUCUCGUGAAGAAAAUUCAAAGUAUGUGUUAGUAGGAUAAGUGACUCUUUCUCGUCAAUAGUUUUCCAAUUGUUCAAAUGUUAGGCAUCAGAUCUCCUUCUUAUUCUGUUCCAAGUUCAAAUAUUAGGCACUAAGCAUAAUAUUAGAUGAAUUUUUGUGCAGUUUACUGUGACUUUAAUAGGAUAUAUACUUGUCUUUGUCAUCGUCUGUUAUCACCAGGGUAAUAUUACCAUACUGUUGUACUCUUAGACACACUCAUGGCAAAGAGAUUCUGUCUUCCUUAGACUGUGGGCCUGCUAUCGGUGAUUGUUUGAGUGUAGAUCUCUACUGAAACCAUCAUUGGUUUCCAGAUAUGUUGGAAAUGGCGUGUAUCCAGUUUUUCUUAUUUUGGCCAGGGUUCAGCUCCUUCGAGUCCUCGAGACCCGGAAGACCGUCUUGCAGAAAGAACAAGGGAUGGCUUUUGCACGUGCUGCAGCUGCUGGUUUUACCGUGGAGAACAUAGCAUAUUUGAUCUCAUUUGCAGAAUGCUUUGGAGCUGUGCGCAUGUUGUAAGCUCUCUUUUCCUCUUUGGUGGCUACAGAAUUCCAGGAUUUAUGGGUAUGAUUCCAUAACUUUCUGGGUAUUCUCCUUGAAUUACUGAAUGCUUAUUUUUCUCUCCUUUAUGCAAUAGGGAAGCUUGCUCGAAGUUUAUGGACCUAUAUAAUGGGAAGCACGAAACGGGUCAAUGGCUCGAGAUUGAAGCUGCAGAUGCAAUGUCAAUGCGAUCUGAAUUUACUGCAAUGAAUACUUCCGAAAUCCUGCUUUCUGCUGAUAUAGGGAGACAGAGGGAACACAGGGAGCAAUGGCCUGCACCCAAUAAUGAUUUGAAUGAAGGAAACAACGGGAAAGUUAAUGGCGGAGACAUGAAUUCGGAUCUGCCUAGAGGUAACGUAAGAGAGGAUAAAAGUUCAAUUAGCUUAAGGCUGGAUUUGUAUUCCUUCUUUUAGUCACUUUGCCUACAAUAUUAUGUAUAAGCUAAAUGAUUAGUUCCAAUAUUUGUUAAAGAAAGUAGAGGUUUCUUUUUUAUUGGCAACAUUAGGCCUCAUUUCUUCUGCCAAAUUGUCGAGCGAUAUUUUUUCACUCAUUAGAAUCGUGAUCAUUGUCAAAAGUGCCCUUACAUGGCAUACAUGAUUUCUGUGAGUGUGUUUUACCACUUGUUCAUAUUCACUUUGACAUAAUUCUGUAAUACUUUGUACUUGUUCGAUGAUUCUAAUCCAUGUUCUCUUAAUUCAUGUCCAGAUACUCGGAUAAAUGGUGAGUCUAAGGCACCUGGAGGACCCAACGAAUAUUUUCAAGGUCAGUAUCCGCAUCCUAUGUUCCCUCAGUGGCCGGUUCAUUCUCCAGGAGGCGUGCCUGUAUUUCAACCCUAUACCAUGCAAGGUAUGCCAUUCUAUCAGAACUAUCCAGCUGGUGGUCCCUAUUUUCCACCUCCAUAUGCUCCAGUGGAGGAUCCCACACACCACAAACCACGGAGAACCAAGUCAAAAAAGCGUUCCAGCGACAGUAAAAGUAGCACUGUGGAAUCGGAGUCCCAUGAAAUGAGUGCACAGUCGCAGGAUGAUGAUGAUAAUACUUCUGAUUUGGAAAAGGAAGCCUCUGUGAAGAGGGAAUCGCGUAGGAAGAGUGGCAGAUCUGGCAAGAAACAGUCUGGAAUGGUUGUUAUAAAAAAUCUAAACUAUAUUGCAUCCAAGAAACAUAAUAAUGCAUCAGGCAGCGAAUCCUGUACAGCAUCCGACUCUGAAAAUGAAGGUUCACACUCGGAUACAGCAGGAAGGAAUGAAAGAAAUAGAAAAUCUUCCAGGUCUUCUAAAUCUAAGAGAAAAGGGGACCGCAGCAAGUAUGCUGAGACUGAAGUCUCGUUGCCAAAUAAGGAAGAAGCGAGAUACGGACAGGAACUUGAUUCUGGAAGCUGGGAAGUAUUCCAGAAUUUCUUACUGAGAGAUGAAGAAAAGGGUGUAAAUGCUGACUCGGGUAUGUUUUCCAGCGAGAAGAAACCAGCGAUGAAGAGACAGGAAAGCAAAACGGGAGAAGAUCCCAUCCUUCCCAUUGACAGAGAUUUUGAUGAUUCCCUGGAGAGGAAGAUGGUGGAUUUAGAUACAACAGAUGGUAAGCCCACCAGAAUGUACAAGCACAAGGGCUUAAAUGAUCACAAAUUUUAUUUAGAUGGAGGAUUGAGGGAUGACAAGCAAGAUGUACCGUUUGAAGAGAUCGAAGGUGGAAGCAGAGGAUACAGGAAGGGAACAAGCGAGGAUUUUGUUGUAUAUAGACAAGAUAAGGUACCGAAUGUCAGGAAUUCUUCAGAUCCAAUUGCUGAAAAUGAGUAUGCGCACGCAAAUUCUAUACCCAAGGGUUCUUUGUAUAAUGCCAGUGACGAGUCCUUCAUAAUACCAAUGAGGUUGGGCUCACCGGAGCAGAAUGAAAGUGCCAGCAGAACUGCUAUUGUCAUGGACUCGGAGUUCCCUUCAGCUCCUCAGGAGUUUGAUUCGUCCAAUACUGUCAGAAAUCAACUUAACUAUGAACCUGAUGAUUUGAGCUUAAUGCCUGAACGUGAAAUUGAUAGAGAUUUUAUAGGCUAUGAUCCAGCCCUGGAUUAUGACAUGGAGGUUCAAAUUGAGACUGAUGCUGUUGUAGAAAAUGGUGAACCAGAAGAUUCAACCGGGAUCCUGGAAGAAUUGAAAAAGAAAGACAAGGAAAAGAAAUCAAAGGCACUUCAGGAUGGAUCAGAGAAAAAAAAGAUGGAGUCGGCAUUAGGAAGGGGUAGAUUGACAAAGUUGAGUCCAUUAGCUCAAGCACAAGCACGUGCUGAUAAACUCCGGGCCUAUAAAGCUGAUCUUCAGAAAGUUAAGAAAGAGAAGGUAUGUUUAAAACUGUCUAGUUCUCUCAGUUGAGUUGGGUUUGAAUUAAAUUUUAUUGUAUGGCCGAACCUGGCUGUCAUUCAAGUAAAUACUUUUUUCUCAAAGACUGUGUGAAGUGAUGAAUUCAUGAGAGACCAGUUGCAUAUUCUGAAUUUUCUUCCUGAUUUAAGUAACACAAUACUUUAGUGUCCCCAGUGUCCAGGCUUGGCUGUUCUUUUUUUUCCCUUUUGUUUUAAAAUAAUUCGACUUGGAAUGAUCCGAAUCUGUGAUUUCAUUUUAUAAUUUAAUUAUUUUUCCACAGCAAAGAGGUAACUCGCUUUACAUUUUAGGAAAUAAGAAAAGGUAUUUAUAGAGUAUAAUUUCCCUUGUUACUGUGAUCUUUAGUCGUAGAUCGAAACACUAGUCUGUGGACUUCCAUCUGAACUAGAAUGCAAAAAGUACUAUCAUUAGUUGCAUUCAUCCUGUCAUCUGCAGUUAUCCAACUAUUUCAAGGAAAAAAACUUCUAAAGCGUUUGUGAUGCAGUUCCUCAAUUAACUCCAUAAUCUCGUCGUGAGUUUGACAUGUGAGAAUCGAGAUGGGCUGCUAGGGUCAUAGAGACUAGGGGUGCUGCAAACGAAUGGAUUGAACGAGUUUAAAUAGCAUCACCGUAUGUAAGAUUCUGUUGGCGCACGGGGCUUCUUCUUCUUUUUUUUUUUCCCAGUUCCAUGUUACAAUUGAAAUACUGUGUUGCCGUAGCAAGUUUAUAACUUCUCUAAGCAUGGAAGUGGAGGUGUUGGAUUUCCUCAUUUAGAUUGGAGGUGUUGUGUUUGCGUUCACUGUCUCUCCUAUUCAACUUCAGGAGGAUGAAGCGGUUAGGAGACUGGAAGCCUUGAAAUUAGAACGGCAGAAGAGGAUUGCUGCAAGGAGUUCGAGUGCUGCUCAUUCACCGUCGACACAACAGAAAAAAACCCAAAUUCAAGGAAAUCUGUCCCCGAGUAUACACAGGGGAUCGAAAUUUAGUGACUCACCCGGGUCUCCCUCACCUCUACAGAGGUUACCCGUCAGAGCAAGCACCAUCGGGUCUGCUAGCAGAUCGGAUGCUCGUAAACAGGCAGUUGGAAACGGGGUUAGUCGAUCUGUUUCAUUCCUAUCAGAUGCAAAUGCAAAGAAAGCCCCCCCUGGGGUGGGCCGAUCAGUUUCAUCCUUAUCAGAUUCAAAGAAAGAUGCCACUCCCAGAACUAAGGCUGCUCCCCUAGAGAGCAAAAGGUUAUCUGGUUCAAAAGGCAGUGAAACCCUUUUUUCCCCCAAACUGGGAGACAAUGAUAUAACUUCCAAGAAGAACAGUUUUGUUCCUAAAGUUGGCGACAGGAUUCGUGAUUCCUCACUAAAGUCAGUACGCGGUGACCAAGCUCAGAUGAAGUCUUCAUCAGACGAGCCUCAACCGAAGAGUACUAUUGCAAACCUUGAUGAUUCCAAGUACGCUUCCCUGCCAGAGGUUACGCUGAUGAGCGUCACAGGAGCUAUUUCCAGCACAGCCGUGGAGGACCCUGAACAGGAGGGAAAUGAAAGGAAACAUCUUGCGACUUCUGGAGAAGCAGCGACAAAAGGUGGGCAGAAGAUACAACAGCUUAGCAAUGGAGAUGAUAAUGCAAUUAUUGAGAAGAUUGUCGUCAUGCUUGAACAUGAGAGUGCUCCGAUACGUGCCCCUAACAUGCAAAAGCUAGAACAUGAGAUAGGAACAGGAAAUGGAUCCGCAGAAUUUAAAAAGGCUGGCGAGAACGAAACCUUUUCAGGAUAUGCGGCUAUUCGAGCGCCACCUUCGCCCAUUGUCAAAUGUGAAGUCAAUACUGGUGUCACCGAUUCCCAGCUGGAUCACCCAGCUGAAUCUGGUCAGGUAUUUGAACUAACUGAACUUUCUACCUGCGUUUUAUCUCUUUGUUCUGUCACGUUGUAUGAUUUCUCCAAGGGUGCUUUAUGUAGAAAGCUGACGUAUGCUGCUGAUUAUUAUUUCAAAUGACAAACUAGUAUUUCAUAAAUUUUUGCCUUUUCAUUUGCGUACUCCUUUUAUAGGUACAGUAUCAAGGAAAAGCCUUGUGUAGAUGAUUUUAGUUAAGAAAAGCAGCAGUCUUAUGACUUUUGGAUCAUGCGAUUGGCUAUUCUAUUAUUCUAAAACCAUACAUUUCUGCCUGUUUGCUAUACUGCUGGUUGACCCUUGUGAUCUCUUACGUUAGCCUAAUCGAGAGGAUGCCUUGGGUGGCAGGUGAGCGUGGAGAAGGCCUCAGACAAACCGUAUCAGUCGCCAUAUGCCCAGGCAACGCCAUUAGAGUCGGAUUACACUAAAGCACGACUGACCGUAAGCUCAGAAAAUGCUUCAACGAUGGAAGAGAUCAGUAAGGUGUACGUGCCUCAUUCGGGAGAUCCUUCCGUAGAACAGGAGCAUGAAACUGUUGAGAAACCACGGAGCAGGGAGUCCCUGAAGGGCUUUAAAAAGCUGUUGAAGUUCGGAAGAAAGAGCCACGGCGCGAGUCCCAGUGAACCCACUUCCGAGUUGGACAGCUCAUCCGCAGACGAUCAUACGCCUGCCGACGCCUCUUCUGGUGAAGGUACGACUUCUCACCUCCCUUGCCUUGCCUUGCCUUGCCUUGAUCUGUCGUUGCCUGGCUCAGGCGGCCGACACCCCCCCCCCCCCUCCCCCCGGAUGUAUUAUUGCCCGUCUCUGUCACCUCAGGCCGAGCGUGACCACCUUUCGUCUAUCCCCGGCAAGAUAAAAAAUUGUCAAUGAAAAGAGAGACAUGGUGGGUGGGUGAUCCUCGUCCGUCCAUUAACUUUGCUGAUUGCACAAUUUUUCUCUCGUCUUAGUUCGCGCACCGAACGAUCCCACCCCCCAGGAGGAGGCUCAGCCGGAGGGCACCCUUUCCAAAGGAGAUAAGUCUGGUACGCCCCCAACCCCCUCCCAGCUACCCUCAUCCAUGACAAGCACCUGUGCGUCGUCACGGGCUAGUGGCCUGUGCAUGGUGCAUGCGCUGAUGAUGCGAUAUUAUCCUCCCGACCACCAAGUCUUCUCUAAUUUUCUCCUUGGAUCGUAGGCUCCCGCCAUUUCUCCAUCCUUUCGCCCUUCCGGAGCAAGAGCAGUGAGAAGAAGUUUUCGGCUGCGUGA
Messenger RNA from Spirodela intermedia, 8070 nucleotides. The record is from the annotation of a GenBank genome assembly. Lineage: Eukaryota; Viridiplantae; Streptophyta; Magnoliopsida; Alismatales; Araceae.